AUGUCGAUGACUACUACGACAGCUUCGACACCGAAGAGGAAGCCAUCGAGCGAACCAGAGAGUUUGGGAGUGGGUGGUGGCUCCAAAGAGUCAAUCCAUUCGAACCAAGACAAGGUGACGGAUUACGAACGAGUUCGCGGCAUCAUGUGGGACACAAAGAACGACGUGUUUUCCUUUUGCGGUACCCACAAACGCAGCAGCUACAGAGGAAGAACCACCAAAGAAAAGGGGAGUCCUGAGCACGGUCAUGUCGCUGUUCGAUCCAAUCGGCCUGUUGGCUCCAUUACGGUGUUAGGAAAGAUGCUCAUGCAAGACCUGUGGCGAGCGGGUUGCGACUGGGACCAGCGAAUCGGCGGGGAGUGCCUGGACGGGGAGUGCCUGGCGACACUACAUAUCUUCAGUGAUGCCGGGGAGAAUGCGUACGGAAGCGUCGCGUAUCUACGGAUUUGUGUGGAAAAUACCGUAAAAUGUUCGUUGGUGAUGGCUCGAUCGAAAGUAGCACCGAUAAAACUUCUUUCCAUUCCACGGCUUGAACUGAAGGCAGCAGUCUUGGGAGCGCACCUGAGUUACACCGUUAAGAAUAACCAUUCCCUUCCUAUUCACCAGAUCUUCUACUGGAGUGAUUCUCGUAUCGUUCUCUCCUGGAUUCAAUCCGACCAACGUCGUUAUCAGCCGUUCGUCGGCUUUCGAAUCGGAGAAAUUCUGAGCCUCUCUAAGCUGACAGACUGGCGCUACGUUCCGACCAAGCUAAAUGUAGCAGAUUCGCUCACCAAAUGGGGUCGUCUUCCGGAUCUUUCGAGCGAAGGUUUAUGGUUUCGUGGCCCGGAGUUCCUGUACCAGCAGCCGUCGGAAUGGCCUCAACAGAAUCUUCCCGCUGCAAACACAAGAACGGAAAUCAAAGCAAUACACCUAUUUCACGGCGUUGAGCUUCCUGUUUGCUUUAUCGACGUGACCAGAUUUUCGAAGUGGAAUGUUGCUGUUCGCACAGUUGCAUGCAUUUUCCGAUUCAUCCCCAACUGA
Molecule: messenger RNA, 1020 nt
Organism: Uranotaenia lowii
Lineage: Eukaryota; Metazoa; Arthropoda; Insecta; Diptera; Culicidae
Exons: 3
Coding region: 1-1020 (339 amino acids)
Source: RefSeq, a predicted model, not a curated record